AUGCAUGCAGCGGGCUUCAUCAGCAUCGACUGCGGCAUCGCCGAGAACUGGAGCUACCCGGACUCCUCCUCGGGGGGCCUCCCCUACGUCUCCGACGCCCGCUUCGUCGACGCCGGGGAGGGGCUCAACGCCGUCGUGCGCCCGCCGUACGUCGACCAGGGACUGGCCGACCGGUACCGCAACGUCCGCUACUUCCCCGGCGCCGGCGCCACGCGCAGCUGCUACACGCUCCGGCCGGUCGCGCCGGGCGGCAGGAACCUCGUCCGGGCCACCUUCUACUACGGCAACUACGACGGCCUCAACGCGGCCCCCACCUUCGACCUCCACCUCGGCGUCAAUCACUGGGCCACCGUCAAGGUCACCUCCGUCAACAGAGUGUACAUCUUUGAGGCGGUGGCUGUGUCGCCGGCCGACUCCAUGCAGGUAUGCUUGGUCAAUACAGGGUUGGGUACACCGUUCAUCUCUGGCCUUGACCUCAGGCCGCUCAGAGCGACCAUGUACCCGGAGGCCACUGUCAACCAGUCGCUGCUUUUGCUCAGUCUUUCCCGCCCAUCAGCCAAUUUCGGUUUCAAUCGGUACCAGUUCUGGCCAGAAUCUCAACCAUUCAGGUACCCCUCUGAUCCGUACGACCGCCUCUGGCAAAGGUACGGCAACAAUGCAGCAUGGACCAACAUAACAACCACAGAGAAUGUGGACAUCUCAAACACUACUACUAGCUUCGACAAGCCAACGGGGAUACUGGGGAGCUCUGUCACUCCGGUGAAUGGAACCCGGAUCGACUUCUCAUGGAGCUCAGACCCCGCCCUGGAUGAUGGCAACUCAACUUACCUUCUGCUUCUCUACUUCGCCGAGUUAAGGAGGGUGCCAAGCAAUGGGCUGAGGCAGUUUGAUGUUCUUAUCGACGACUCUGUAUGGAAUGGCAGCCAGGGCUUCACCCCCAAGUACCUUUCUGCAGAGGUGGUGAAAAGGAUGGUGCAGGGUUCAGGCCAGCAUACUGUCUCGCUUGUGGCCACACCGGAGGCCACACUUCCACCCAUCCUGAAUGCGUUCGAGAUAUAUUCAGUAAAGCCGGUGACUGAGCUUGGGACCAAUGAUGCAGAUGCUAAGGCUAUGAUGAUGAUCCGCGCAACGUAUGCGCUAGAGAAAAAUUGGAUGGGCGAUCCUUGUGCACCGAAAGCAUUUGCAUGGGAUGGCUUGAACUGCAGUUAUCCAUCAUCUGGUCCUGCAUGGAUAACAGCUCUGCGUCUAUCAUCAAGUGGGUUGACUGGUGCAGUUGAGUCUUCUUUUGGGGAUCUAAAAUCCCUCGAAUACCUGGAUCUGUCAAAUAAUAGCCUAUCUGGUCCAGUGCCAGAUUUUCUAGCGCAACUGCCAUCACUGAAAUUCCUUGACUUGUCAAGCAACAAACUCAGUGGACGGGUACCUGCUGAUCUACUAGAAAGGCAUCAAAAUGGAUCUCUUGUAUUGAGGACUGGUAACAACGCAGAUCUGUGUGAUAAUGAUGCUUCGACCUGUGAGCUAGAGAAGAAAAGCAACAAAACACUUGUUAUUGCAACCGUGGUUCCAAUAGUAGUAGUAGCAACUCUACUGUUUGUGGCAGCAUUUCUUAUCCUCCGUAGAAUGAGAAAUAGCCAAGACAAAUGGAUGGCAACCAACUCAAGGCUUAAUAGUCGAGAAGACAGAUCAAACAUAUUUGAGAACAGAAAGUUCACCUACAAGGAGCUAAAAGUUAUGACUGCUAACUUCAGAGAAGAAAUAGGGCGAGGAGGUUUUGGUGCUGUCUUCCUAGGAUAUUUGGAGAACCAAAGUCCAGUUGCUGUCAAGAUGCGUUCAAAAACCUCCUCUCAAGGGGAUAAAGAGUUUUUAGCUGAGGCUCAGCAUUUGACCAGAGUUCAUCACAAGAACUUGGUUUCCUUGAUCGGAUAUUGCAAGGACAAGAAACACAUGGCCCUUGUCUAUGAAUACAUGCAUGGAGGAAAUCUAGAGGACCGUAUAAGGGGAGAGGCCUCUGCUGCUACACCCCUCACUUGGCAUCAACGUCUAAAGAUCGCGCUCGACUCCGCCCAAGGAUUGGAGUACCUACACAAAUCAUGCCAGCCUCCACUGAUCCAUCGAGAUGUAAAGACGAAGAACAUUCUGCUAUCUGCUGACCUUGAGGCGAAGAUAGCUGACUUUGGGCUCAUGAAGGCGUUUGCCGACGAGUUCAAGACCCAUGUCACCACCAUGCCGGCAGGUACCCUGGGGUAUCUAGAUCCUGAAUACUACAACACGUCCCAGCUCAGUGAGAAGAGCGACGUGUACAGCUUCGGAGUUGUUCUUCUGGAACUUAUCACGGGCCAGCCACCAGCAGUCCCCGUAAGCGACACCGAGAGCAUCCAUGUCGCGCUAUGGGUGCGCCAGAAGCUCUCCGAGGGUGACAUUGCAAGCAUUGCUGACCCAAGGAUGCGAGGGGAGUACGAUGUCAACUCUGUCUGGAAAGUUGCAGAGUUGGCACUGAAGUGCAAAGAACAGCCAUCGAGGGAGCGACCUGCAAUGGCUGACAUUGUAGCAGAGGUCAAGGAGAGCUUGGAGCUGCAGGUGUCCUAUGCAAUGGGCUACUACAGCUCAGCCCCGAGCAGCGCGCUCAACCUCAGUGCAACAAGUGUUGACUUGCAUAGCGAUGCCCAACUAAGUGAUCACCCGGGAAAGGAAGCUUUGCCUGAGUUGCAGCAGGUAGGCAUUGCAUCAGCAACUCAUAUAGGUCCUGCACCAAGAUGAGACCAACCGAUCAACUUUUGUAUGUUUUAGUCUCGGUUUUGUAUUUUGUUUUUUUUUGCGAGGAAAGUCUAGGUUUUGUAUAUAAGCCGAGGAUUCAUCAUAAAUUUAUGUAUUCUGUAAUUUGAGUUAUAAGCAAGUAAAUAA
Panicum hallii is the source of this 2898-nucleotide messenger RNA. RefSeq names its product probable LRR receptor-like serine/threonine-protein kinase At1g05700. Bases 1 to 2754 code for a protein of 917 amino acids. Gene Ontology annotation, molecular function: protein binding; protein kinase activity; ATP binding. Gene Ontology annotation, biological process: protein phosphorylation. The transcript has 12 exons. Lineage: Eukaryota; Viridiplantae; Streptophyta; Magnoliopsida; Poales; Poaceae. The record is from RefSeq and is a predicted model, not a curated record.